This is a messenger RNA of Blastomyces dermatitidis ER-3, 809 nucleotides long. RefSeq lists its product as uncharacterized. Bases 1 to 675 code for a protein of 224 amino acids. The transcript has a single exon. NCBI's taxonomy places the organism in Eukaryota, Fungi, Ascomycota, Eurotiomycetes, Onygenales, Ajellomycetaceae. The record is from RefSeq and is a predicted model, not a curated record.
AUGUCGACCGUUGACGAUUUCCUGCAGCAGAUGUCAGAUUACCUCCAGGGUGCUGCAGACAGUGAAGCCACCAACACCAGCUGUGGCAUCUGCUCCGGCCCCUUCUUCCUACCUUUCCACUGGAGUCCCGAGAGCCCCCAUUCCUUCUGCCUGGAAUGUUUAUGGAAUUCUUUUGCUGGUUUUGACUCUGAAGUCAUUCUGGCUUGCCCGCUCUGCCGCUGCGAAGUUGUACAGCCUUUUUAUAACUGGGAAGUUCAUAACUAUAUGGAAUUGCAUGGCAUUCAGCCUGAACAGCCUCCGGUGGAGCAGCAGAAACUUCUGAUAGCCUUCCUCUUCAUCCGGAUCAGUAGUGUGGAUGAUGAGGUGAUGUGGGAUGUGGACCUUCGUGAGGAAAGAAUGCAGACUAGGUCGGGUAGUCCUAUCACUGUUGCAGCUGGGGAGCCUGGGAUCCCAGCAAUCCUUCUGGCUGCAAUGACCGCGACCAUUGGGGUGUACAAAUCGCUGGAGGACCUACCAAACCGUCGCCCUGAAGACCGCUGGAUCACUGCUCUCCUCAACCUUCGUGAUCAAAUUCCCAUGGAGAUCUUCCGCAGCCGAAUGCAGGGGAUUCGAUUUGUGGCAGAUGUGAUCCAGUUGACCCUGGAGGACUACAUGCCUGGCUAUCAGAGCUGGUAGUGGAGGAUGGGAACAUGGUAAGUGAUGAUCAGCAGGUCUGAGAGCAUUGAACCUGACCACUACCUUAUAGCUGGAUAAUGAUGGUUUGGAGAGGGAAAGAAAGGAGAAAGAAAGAUGGAAGCAGAUAAGCGCAG